Phyllotreta striolata is the source of this 1612-nucleotide messenger RNA. NCBI's taxonomy places the organism in Eukaryota, Metazoa, Arthropoda, Insecta, Coleoptera, Chrysomelidae. The record is from the annotation of a GenBank genome assembly.
UUUUCGAAACAAUACAACAGUAAUAAUUGAAAAUCGAACAUCGAAUUAACAAUUGUAAAAGUAUUUCUUGAAAAAGUGAUAUUAUUUUAAUUUAUAACUAAUCGAAAAUGCUAGCCAAAGGGAGAGUGUUGAAUUUUUUGAAAAUCCCGCCGGCCGCCAUUUUGGAAAACUCCAACCACAGCAGGCGAUUAAGCACCGAAGACGUGUUGGAAAGAGAAAGAAAAUACGCCGCCCACAAUUAUCAUCCCUUACCCGUUGCAUUGUCCAAAGGAGAGGGAGUCUUCCUGUGGGACGUAGAAGGAAAGCGAUACUUCGACUAUCUAAGCGGCUAUUCAGCCAACAACUUCGGUCACUGUCAUCCCAGCAUAGUAAAGGCCAUUCAACAGCAGAGCGCCAUUUUGCAUCACACGUCCAGGGCCUUCUUCUCGGACGUUUUGGGCGAGUACGCCCGAAUCGUUACCCGAUUGUUCGGCUACGAUAAGCUAUUGCCCAUGAAUACGGGAGUGGAAGCGGACGAAACGGCCUGCAAACUCGCCCGCAAAUGGGGCUACCGCAAGAAGAACAUACCCAAAAACCAAGCGGUCAUCCUGUUCGCCCAAGAAAACUUUUGGGGACGGUCCCUCGCCGCCGUUUCCGCCUCCACCGACCCCACCAGCUACGAGGACUACGGACCUUUCAUGCCCGGCUUCAAAAUCAUCCCCUACGAUGACUUGAACGCCCUAGAGGAGGCGCUAAAGGACCCGAACGUGUGCGCCUACAUGGUGGAGCCCAUCCAGGGGGAGGCGGGCAUUAGGGUGCCCAAACCUGGAUACCUAAAGGGGGUGAGGGCGUUGUGCGACAAAUACAACGUCCUCUGGAUAGCCGACGAGAUCCAGACGGGCCUGGGCAGGACGGGCAGGCGUUUGGCCGUCGACUACGAAAACGCCCGACCGGACGUUUUGGUGCUGGGCAAGGCCCUAGGGGGCGGCGUCUACCCCGUCAGCGCCUGCUUGGCUGACGACGAUGUUAUGCUAGUCAUGGAACCCGGGACGCACGGUUCGACGUUCGGCGGCAACCCGUUGGGUUCCAAGGUGGCCAUGGAAGCGCUGCGCGUCCUCGAAGAGGAAAAGCUGGCGGAAAACGCCUUCGAAAUGGGCGAAAUUUUCCGCGACCAGUUGACGCGCGACCUCGACAAGAACGUGGUGACCCAGGUCAGGGGCAAGGGCCUGCUCAACGCCAUCGUCAUCAACAGAAGUAAGUCAUCCGAGGCAGCGUUGCCGAAGUUAUUAGUACCGAUAUUCGACGUUGCCGAUGCUUGGGACGUGUGUUUGAAAUUGAAGGAGCACGGAGUUUUGGCCAAGCACACGCACGAGGACAUCAUCAGGUUCGCGCCCCCGCUGGUCAUAAAUAAGGGACAAUUGGAGGAAUCGGUUGAUGUCAUAAAGAAAGUCGUCAACAGUAUGGGGAAAUAAAUGCGCGUUUUAUAAGUUUAUGUUUUUUUUUUCAUAUAAAUUAUGUCAGGUUGUGAAACGUUGGUAUAUUUUUCUGAUAAAAAAAUCGAUUCUUUGAUGAGAUAAUAUUGUAUGUAUCAUUUCAUGGAAUAUGUAAAAGAGACGAAUUAAUUUCAAAAUAA